Messenger RNA from Miscanthus lutarioriparius, 1944 nucleotides. The record is from the annotation of a GenBank genome assembly. Lineage: Eukaryota; Viridiplantae; Streptophyta; Magnoliopsida; Poales; Poaceae.
AUGGAUCUUCAGACAGACAAGGAGUCAAUCCAGGGGGCUGACAUAUCAAAGUGGACAAUGCAUAGCAAUCGUAACAUAAAAAGCUUCACAGAAGGUGAGAUCAGACGAAUAACAGAGAACUACAAGACUAUUAUCGGGAGAGGUGCAUUUGGAGAAGUUUACAAAGGAGUCCUCGAUGACACGAGUAUGGUAGCAGUGAAGAGGUUAAUCCACAACGUGAAAGAAAACUUUGAUAAAGAACUGGCCGUCCAUCGUGAAAUCAACCACAAGAACGUAGUCAAACUCAUUGGUUAUUGUGCUGGGGCAAAUGCCCUAAUGAUGGUCACCGAGUAUGUGCCUAACGGAAAUCUGUCUGCCAUUCUUCACCGUGAUAACACUCCCAUCCCGUUGGAUAUACGGCUUAGAAUUGCAACACAGUGUGCAGAGGCAUUGGCAUGCAUGCAUUCUUACAAGCAUACUCAAGUCAUUCACGGGGACAUCAAACCUGAUAAUAUACUGCUAGAUUAUGACCUAAAUGCAAAAGUAUCAGACUUCGGAAUAUCAAGGCUGGUGAACACAGACAUGACGCUGUACACAGGCAAUGUAGUGGGCAGCAUAGGUUACAUAGACCCAUUGUUUACUAAGGAUGGACGUGUCACUGCCAAGAGUGAUGUUUAUAGUUUUGGAGUUGUCCUCUUGGAAUUAUUAACUAGGAAGAAGGCAACACCAACGGAUGGACAAGUAAGUGUUGUUGCUGCAUUUGCUGAAGCUCUUGAAAGUGGCCGGAUCAGAGAGGCGAGAAAAUUUCUUGAUUCCGAAUUAGAUCCUUCGAGAAACAAGAAUAUUCUUGAUGAGAUAGGAAAGCUGGCAGCUGAGUGCCUGAAGAUGAAAAGGGAUAAACGUCCUGAGAUGAAACAUGUGGCAGAACGUCUUAGCAAAUCAAUGAAAGCUUCGCUUAAGGGAAAGUUGCGAAAGCACCUGUGCCGCCGCUUCUCAUAUGCAGAGAUGGUGGCCGCAACAAGGAACUUUGAUGAGUCGCAUCUUCUUGGUCAGGGCGGUGUCGGUAGAUUUUACCGUGGAGUGAUAGAUGGUGGAGCAACCAUGGUGGCUGUAGAGUGUUCGUGGCAUGGAUACGAACACGAUCAAUAUGGAGAUUUGUUUCGUUCUUUUGUAGAAAGCAGGUCAAAGCUCAACCACAUCAACAUUGUGCCCCUUAUUGGUUACUGCGAUGAGAAUGACGAGAGGAUCCUGGUGUACACCUACAUUGAUCAUGGAAGCCUACAUGAGCAUCUCUUCGAGACCCAGAACCCACUUACCUGGAAGCAGCGUCUGGAGAUCUGUAUCGGUGUAGCCCGUGGCCUGCACUAUCUUCAAAGAGGUGCCAAGCACCAAGGCCCUAUUUGGUUCGCUCCCGGGCGGAGCUGCCUGAACCUGCCAGGGCUCCAGGUGAGCUGCCUAACAGAAUUCGAAGCAAACACACCCCAACUCAUCAACCAUAACCUGAGGGUGAAUAUUCUUUUGGAUAAGGAGGAAUUGGUGCCCAAAAUUUCAGCUAACAAAAUGGCUGAUCCUGGCUUGGCUGAAUUAGUGGGAUGUAACACUGGCGGUGGUGAUUGUGAUUUCAUUCCCAGUGAUGUUGCCGACUGGUUAACUGAGAAAUUGGGUGUCUAUUCUUUUGGUGCCGUUUUGCUUGAGAUCCUAUGUGCUCGUCCACAUUUUGACCUUAGAGAUCCAGAGGAAACGGUAAAUUUGCAAGUUUGGGCUCGGCGUUGCAAGAGGGAUUUUAAUCGGAUUGACCCCUAUCUAAAGGGGAAAAUUAAUCCACAGUGUUACAACAGGUUCCUCGAAAUUGCUGACAAGUGUCUUGCUCAUCGUUCUUUUGACCGUCCAUCGAUGCAAGACGUGGUUUUGGACCUGGAGUGUGCCCUUCAAUUGCAGGUGAGUGCAGAGGUGAGCGGAAGCUAG